GUAAUUUGGCGUCUUGCAUCACAUGAGUCCGUCCAUACGAGUCCUGAAGCGGCGGAAGAGGCAUGAUUUUCCAAGCGCAGGCUGCUCUUUCACCGCCUUUAACCAGACAGACGCAAGAUUAGCGCACACACGACCAGAUUUAGACGUUUUUCCCUCAUUUUCAAACGCGUUUUGCUAAUUUCCUGCAGUAUAAACUUAUUUAUUAGCUUUAGCCAGGUAGCUUGUAUUUCGAAAUUGGAUAAGUAUGAUCAGCCUGGCGGUGGAUUAAUCGGCCUGUUUCAGCAAUGUCACAUACUGUAGUAAAGAUAGCCUGUUGUUUUUGUUCUUCCAAAAGCAGAGCAGUCUGAAGUUGAGUUAGGUUUGUAAAGCUGAACAAAAUCCAGGAAAACUGGAGAUCACAGCCAGGAAAUCUGUUCAGGAGAGCAGACUAAAGCCCGUUUUGCUUUUAAACUCACCGGUUUAGACCAAAUCAAGGCCUAACAAAGAGGACAUCCUUCCAAAGCCUUUGCAUUUCAUCUUCAGAAAGAGAAUAAAGCACAAAAACAGGCUGAUAUGAUGUUUCCACAAGCCAGGCACUCGGCUUCGUCUCAAUCGACACAGCCGCUCAAAUUCACCACGUCAGACUCUUGUGAUCGCAUCAAAGAUGAGUUUCAGUUCCUGCAGGCACAAUAUCACAGUCUGAAGUUGGAAUGUGAUAAACUGGCGAGUGAGAAAUCUGAAAUGCAGCGUCAUUACAUAAUGUAUUAUGAGAUGUCAUACGGACUCAACAUUGAAAUGCACAAACAGGCGGAGAUUGUGAAGAGAUUGAAUGGAAUCUGUGCUCAGGUGUUGCCUUACCUGUCUCAAGAGCACCAGCAGCAGGUCCUGGGGGCGAUUGAGCGAGCCAAACAGGUCACCCCUCCUGAGAUGAACUCAAUUAUUCGGCAGCAGCUUCAGGUUCACCAGCUCUCUCAGCUUCAGGGUUUGGCAUUACCCAUGACCCCUCUGCCCCUGGGCUUGACUCCACCCACCCUGCCCGCCGUCACCUCCAGCUCCGGCCUCCUGUCGCUGUCCAGCAUCCUCGCGUCUCACGCACACCUGGCCAAGGAGGACAAGAGCUCCCGCGACGGGGCCGAGGGCCACCGCGACGACGACGCAGACAAAUCCGACUAGCCUUCAUAGAGACGCUUUGAUUCUACGCAGAAAGAGAGGCAAAAACUACUCCUUCUGUUUACUCCUUCUCCUUCACCGGAUUGGGUCUGAUUCAAUAUCUAUCUCUCUCUCUCUCUCUUUUACUACAGCGAAUCUUUAUUCUGUAAUUCUGUUUGAUUUUAUUUGCUUUUCAUUAGUGGUGUUUGCUAAGGCUCUAUUAUUAUUAUUAUUAUUAUUAUUAUUGCUCAUACUUGGGGUUAGUGAUUUUAACAAACCCCCGUCCCUAAGUAUUCAACUUCAGCAUGUAACAUACCUCAAAUCGUGUGUCUUGUUGAGGAGAGGUGUAUUAUUACUGUAAGUGACUUAAUGAUUUUUCCUGGCAGACAAUAAAAAGGGUGGAAAAUCCCAUAGAUACUGAAUAUAAUAGAGACUUCAUGAUGCACUCUUAUGAGUCACCCAGAAUGCCCUGGCAAUGCUCUAGCAACAACCUAGCAACUGCAUGCUUGUCCUCUCAAGCACCCAAAACACGUGUAAACGACCACUAAGACACACCGUUUAGAAACCAUACAGCAACAGCCUCCAGCAGUCAGUUUCUCUGAUACCUACUAGUCAAUAUAUUUCAUCAUAUUCUAUUCUGGGCGUACCUAGUUAAGGGUUUUACAUAAAAACAAAAACAUGUUUUACAUAAAAAGAUGACACACUGUCUAUAUUGCCCUCAGAAAGGUACAAAUGCCUCACGAAGGCCUUACCAAGUGUCUGUGUAGGACGGUGAUGGGCCUGAAAACGGUUUUGACAAAAACAAAGAGAUUUUCCUAAUUCAGACCCACAUCCUCAUGUCAUUUCUGUGUAUAAGUGGUUUGUUUUUCUGUUUGCGGUGAAUGUGUUUCCGUGUGUGUCCAGCAGGUGGCAGCCAGUGAGUGUGUGUUGAAUGAUGUGUGCAGCUGUAAUAGGUUAUUUGAAAUGGAAUACUAUCAUACUACUACAGCAGUGGUUCUCAGUAGAUUUCAGUCUUGAACCUUGAUUUGAUGUGUUUUUAGCAUUUUAGCUGAUACUAAAGUUCAGUUAUUAUUAAUUAGUGACUAAAAACAUUAACAUUAAAAUGAUUGAACUUUAAACUAAAAUGCAAAAAACAAUUCAAGACUUAAGACUGAAAUGUAUGUCUUAUGUAAUAUUAUAAUAAUGAAUAAUACAAGAAUUAAAUAUUAGUUUUUCCCUCUCAAUAAGUGUUGUUUUCUUGACAAUGAACAGUGCAUUUUUACCGCACUUGUUAACCUUUGAUAAUGUUAGUGAAUAAAUAUGUUCAUAUUACUUCACAGUUGAACUAAACGUUAACUAAGAUUAAUAAAUGCUGUAUAAGUAUUGUUCAUGUUAACUAAUACAAUAUCAGUGCUCACAGCUUUCUCAUCAUUUUCAAAGGCAAUUUAAUAAAUAUAACUGUGAUUUGUGGAAUAACCUUUUGGCUUGCUGAAUUAACCCUGCAAACUAAUGAGGUCGCCCCAGUGUAGCAUACAGUACAUACUGCACCGUUAGUAGUACGCUAGUAUUCCAGGCUGUUUUAAAGACAAGACUACCUAAGGUUGUACAUAUGCACGGGUGCAUUGUGGGUAUUUUCUAAUUGUGUGCUCCCUGAACAUUUAUUUCUUGUGUCCCAUGAUUCCUUUGUGUUUUUUGUUUUUCAGCACACCAGUGCUGAUGUAUGCUAAGAAACGCUCACCGUUGAGCCCUGGAUUGCUUAUUUUAAUCUAUUAAUGAAGUUUUCUGAUUUUUUUCUUUAGGUAUUUUUCCAGUUGAUUUCGCUUGAUCUCAAAAACCGACGGCCAAUUUAUAUACAUGUAUAAAUAUAUCAAUAUACAUUUAAUUUUGUAAACAUUUUUGUAUGUAUAAAGCUAUGUUCAUGGUGUAUAUGGCCCCGGAGGACAUUUAGUGCAGGUUAUACACAGAAAUCUAUGAUCAUUAAUAGUCAAGUCACACAUUUCCACUCUGAUUUGUUUAAAUGCGUGUAGCACUGGCUGGUCUCGACUAGUUAUAGAUGCUAAAGGAUAAAGGAUAAAUGAUGUGUUCAGCAGUUCGGACUUUAUCUCAGUCUCGUGAACAUCAGCUGAAAAAGUUUCGUAAAUCCAUUGACGCGAGCGAUUCCUGAAGCCCCUCCCUCUUCUGAUGCUUCUCAUCUGAUAUUUGCCACAUUUUGGAGCUUUGUAGUAGUUUUUUAAAGUGUGUGUGUUGAUGUGACAUGAUGUAAUUGAUGGAAAUGUAUGUUGUUUGUGUUGAUAAACUGCUAUUAUAACUUCAUUUAAAGACGAUUGUUGGAAGAAAAAGGUUAAAACAUUUACUAUGAACGAGAGAUUGAGCAGUAAGGAAGUAUUUAUGGUGCCUUACAAAUAAAAGAUUCAUUGGACCUUUA
This is a messenger RNA of Onychostoma macrolepis, 3532 nucleotides long. It is a transcript of the gene chico, whose product is annotated as chico. The record is from RefSeq and is a predicted model, not a curated record. Gene Ontology annotation, molecular function: transcription corepressor activity; protein binding. Gene Ontology annotation, biological process: regulation of DNA-templated transcription; negative regulation of canonical Wnt signaling pathway. The transcript is spliced from 7 exons. NCBI's taxonomy places the organism in Eukaryota, Metazoa, Chordata, Actinopteri, Cypriniformes, Cyprinidae. Bases 553 to 1152 code for a protein of 199 amino acids. Gene Ontology annotation, cellular component: nucleus; transcription regulator complex.